UCGUGCUACUUUAAGGAACCCGAUGUACACAAGGCAACAACUGUAAAAGUUACACCAACACCCAACAACGGAUGGACUGAAAUGGUACCAUUACAACGAACUAAGUUAUUUGAUGGUCGAUUGAAAUUAUGGUUCGAAUUCCAAAAGGUGCAUUAUACGUUCGACGAGGAUAAGAAGCAAUUCAGAUCGUUCGAAUUGGACACAAAUAAGCCGAUGAAAUAUUUUCAAGAGUCAAAAGGACUCGAAACUGAUGAAGCAAUAGUGGAGGCAAAGCAAGAUUUGGGCGAUAAUCAUAUGGAAAUGGUUAUACCACAGUUUAUGGAAUUGUUCAAA
Molecule: messenger RNA, 333 nt
Organism: Anisakis simplex (herring worm)
Lineage: Eukaryota; Metazoa; Nematoda; Chromadorea; Rhabditida; Anisakidae
Source: the annotation of a GenBank genome assembly